AUAUGGAAGUCCGCACCACAGCAGGUCGCAGUCGGUGAAGACUCCUGGAAGUCGGUCCUCAGGCCGCCCGAAUUACUUGUGUCUUCCUCAGCAAAGGUCCAGGGUGGCCAGCAUGCCGAACACGGGGGUCGAGGAGGAGUUCUACAUGCUGCGACAUUUCAGCAUCGCCGGGAAGAACGUCGUCAACCGCGGCGAUUCCCUGAAGAGCCGUCGAUCUCGUUCCAACAACAGCGUCGCUUCCAGCAACUCGAGCACCGAGCACUUAACGGCCUCGUAUCCUGGCUCGGCGAGGACCUCCGCCGCAGGAUCAUUGGCCAGCUCCCGAGAAAGCAGCGCUUCUCAGGGUCCCGCGAGGUACCGGGUCCUGAUGCUGGGAGCACCGGCUGUCGGCAAAAGCUCCCUCGUCUCUCAGUUCAUGACCUCGGAGUACUUGCACACCUACGACACUUCGAUCGACGAUGAAUCCGGGGAGAAGACCGUGAGUGUCCUGUUGGCGGAAGAGGAAUCCGAGUUGACGUUCAUCGACCAUUCCUGUGCCGAGAUGACC
Messenger RNA from Orussus abietinus, 547 nucleotides. RefSeq lists its product as uncharacterized. NCBI's taxonomy places the organism in Eukaryota, Metazoa, Arthropoda, Insecta, Hymenoptera, Orussidae. The record is from RefSeq and is a predicted model, not a curated record. The transcript is spliced from 3 exons. The annotation marks the transcript as partial. Gene Ontology annotation, molecular function: GTP binding; GTPase activity; calcium channel regulator activity. Gene Ontology annotation, cellular component: plasma membrane.